AUGUUGCAGCUUAACUGGGGUGCUGGCGAACCAGCCGCCGCAGCCAGCUCCCAGGCUACAACGACGAUAAAGCCGCGGCGGGGCGAUAUCACAGUAGUGAAAGGGUACGCGCUCCUGGGUACUCUUGGAGUGGGCUCCUUCGGGAAGGUGCGCCUCGGAAUCCACUGCGAAACCGGGCGACGUGUCGCUGUGAAGAUCAUACAAAAAGGGCAGACCGUGAGAGCCGGAGUUCUCAACAAGUUAGCUCGAGAAAUCCGAGCUAUGUCCGGCUUGCGUCACCCGCAUGUAAUACACGUACAUGAACUGAUCGACACACCAACGACUGUGUUUAUCGUCAUGGAGUACGUUGAAGGAGGUGAACUCUUCGACUACAUAUCGCAAAACUCGCGCUUGAACGAACCGGAGGCGGUUCGCAUCAUGCGGCAGAUCCUCUCUGCAGUGCACUUCUGCCACAGCAAAAUGAUUUGCCACCGAGACAUCAAGCCGGAAAACGUACUGCUCGACGGAAACAUGGACGUCAAGCUUGGAGACUUCGGACUCUCGAACUCUAUGCGCUACGGGACGUGCCUGAAGACACCCUGCGGAUCCCCCAACUACGCAUCGCCAGAAGUAAUUUGUGGCAAGAGCUAUUCGGGACCAGAGGUAGACGUAUGGUCCUGUGGCAUCAUAUUCUACGUGCUCCUCUGCGGGUGCCUGCCCUUCGACGAUGACGAAAUGUCAAUACUCUUCAUGAAGAUCAAGUUGGGCAAAUAUCACGAGCCUCCGCACCUGUCGGAAAGUGCAAAGUCCCUCCUAAGGCGCAUGAUCGACGUCAAUCCCGUUUCACGGAUUACCAUGAAGGAGAUCCUGAUGCAUCCGUGGUUCGUCGGCUGUACAAUCGACGGGAGCGGCCCAAACGCGGCCACAUACAUCUCCGGAUUUAGCAGCCCGGCACUCACUUUUUAUCGCAACUACCGCACGGACUCCGGCGAAAACGAGCCGAUCCUACUAGAAAAGCCAGAAGACGAUGACCUGGAACCCGCAAGCGCCGUGACGCUAAAGUGCAGCCGCUUCAAACCGCGAUGGUACAUAGGGCUCCCCGGCUUUAAAUCGGAAUCCCAGUGUGUUACUGUGCUCACAGAAACCUUGAAAGAGCUAGAUUACCAGUGGAGAUUCGAGCCCGGGUACAAAGUCUUUUGCAAGCGAGAAAAUUCGCCACAACACAAGCUGCAGCCACAGUUUGCAAUGCAGCUGUACAAAAUGAAGUACAUGAGCUACCUACUAGACAUACAAAUGAAGACCGGCGAACUUAUGCCGAUAAUGAACGAAGGAAUUCGGCUUGUUGAGGCGCUAAAGCGUAAACUCAAUAUGUCAACACUGCUAAGUUAA
This is a messenger RNA of Babesia bigemina, 1368 nucleotides long. RefSeq names its product protein kinase domain containing protein, putative. Gene Ontology annotation, molecular function: protein serine/threonine kinase activity; ATP binding. The transcript has 7 exons. Gene Ontology annotation, cellular component: cytoplasm. Bases 1 to 1368 code for a protein of 455 amino acids. The record is from RefSeq and is a predicted model, not a curated record. Lineage: Eukaryota; Apicomplexa; Aconoidasida; Piroplasmida; Babesiidae. Gene Ontology annotation, biological process: intracellular signal transduction; protein phosphorylation.